This is a messenger RNA of Aphanomyces astaci, 537 nucleotides long. RefSeq lists its product as hypothetical. The transcript has 4 exons. The coding region runs from base 110 to 388 and encodes 92 amino acids. NCBI's taxonomy places the organism in Eukaryota, Oomycota, Saprolegniomycetes, Saprolegniales, Verrucalvaceae. The record is from RefSeq and is a predicted model, not a curated record.
UAGCUUCCAACCCUCCCUAUGCCGCCACAUGCACCCACUCGACACCAUUGCCACCUUUGGUCCUAGGUUCAUUUGAAAACUCACGGCCGCCAUCACAUCCACUCCCACGAUGGGCCCACCAAAGACCGACAACCUCGCCAAGAAUCUCCUCUCUCGUCGAACCGAACGUCAGCGGUUUGAUUCGGCUGAUUGGGCCAUGACGUUGCCCAUGAAUUCUGCAGUCAAGAAGGAGGUCCUGCAUACGUCACCCGGUGCCGACUCGCACCGCGCCGCCGUCCCGCUCAAGGACUACGACGCCGCGUCGUCCACAUCUUUUGCCUCGUUGAAAAUCUCGCCCCACUUGCCCAAACCCACUACUUGUAGUCCUUCGCCAGUUGUACAACCGUAAUAUUAUAUGCGCAGUCAUUUGGAUUCGUUCGACUUUCAGCUUAUAAAGGCCAUCUAAAAGGAUGCUUUCCUUGAUCGAAUGAUCUUCGUCGUCCUCAACUACGGGUGAUGAUGUGCAUGGGGGUGGAAUUCCACGGGCGCCACCACCGG